AUGGGAAAGGCUGCCAAGGCAAAGAAAGCCGCUAAGUUGACCCCUGACCAAAGAAGGGCCGCUGAGAUGGACGAUGAUGCUUUCCCCAACGACUUCGUUAUGGAUGGUGCUGGGAACAUGCUCAACCGAAGGGACGUUAUACAGGCCCUUAGUGAACGGGUUGAGGUUAUUGACGGCAAGGAUGCUACUUUCGUGAGUAAAGUGAGGCCCACUGGAGGUACAAGGGUCUUCGGGAAGAGCUCUGAAUGUAUAUUCACCAAUAUGGGCGACUUCCGGUCCACCCUGGGCUUUGGUUUUGUCCAGUGUCCUCAGACCACAGAAUGUGUCACACUUCGGCUCAGACUGACGUCCCAGAUCAUUACGCUGGUGUAUGAUCCCGAUGAGGAAGAAGCCGCUACGGUCACUGAUGAGGUAUUGCCGAUUAAGGAGGGCGAGCAGCCUCAAAAGCUCAAAUUCAGAGAGUACGCUUUCGAUGAUGUGGUCUCCUAUACUGGCGACCCUAGCAUCAGCCACGUUCGCCUCGUGAACUAUGCUGAUGUCCAAGUUCCCAAGCAAGAGGACAUCCACGAUGAGCUCCCCUACGUGGACGUCAGGUUGGGCACUGCGGGCCGACUCAUCUUUGUCCGCCCUGAUUUCACACAUACUAUGUGUACGAAGUUGUUGUUGUCGCAAAUCAAAAAGCAAGCCACUGAUACUGCCACGCUGGUGGCUGAGCAGGAGGCCAACGAGAAAAGGAGAGUAGAGAACAUCAGAGCUGGGUACGUCCCCCCGACCGGCCUAGAGGCCUAUUCUAUGUCCGUGCCAGAGGGAGGCAUCAAAUGCGACGAUAAUGCACUUACAGUAGAAGGCCUGAACAUCUCCGCACCGCGGCAACAGUUGUUCGUGGACGCUAGCUUUAGGAUAGUGCAGGGCCACAGAUAUGGUCUGCUUGGCCCUAAUGGUUAUGGUAAGACCACGUUGUUGAGGCAUAUCCAGCACGGGGCCAUACCGGUGUCGGAAUCGUGGGAUGUGUUCCUGGUCGAACAAGAGGCUCAUGCUACAGACUCAAAGGUCAUUGACGAGGUCCUUAGUGCUGAUGCUACUACAGUGAAGUUGAUGAAAGCGGAGGAGGAUAUAAUGAAGCAGUUGGACGAGGCGGCUGAUGACGAGGCUAAGGCCGCUGAUACUGAGAACAUCCUCAAACUACAGGAUCAGCUCGAGGAGAUCAUUAAGGACCUCUCUGCUCGGGAGGCUGAUAAGCAGGAGGCUAAGGUUAGGAAGAUCCUGGCUGGUCUUGGAUUCACCCCGGAAGACCAGGAGAAGCCAGUACGGCAGUUUUCGGGAGGUUGGCGUAUGCGAGUAUCACUAGCUAGGGCAUUGUUCAUGCAACCUAAGCUGCUGAUGUUGGAUGAACCUACCAACCAUUUGGAUCUGGACGCGGUCUUGUGGUUGGACCACUACUUAGCCGAAGAGUAUCCCUUCACUGUCCUCGUUGUGAGUCACGAUGCAGACUUCCUGGACAGCGUCUGUACUGAUAUCAUCUCAGUGGAGAAUAAGAAGUUGUUACAAUACCGUGGAGGCUAUACUGAUUUUCAAAGGAUGCACGAACAGCAGUUUGCUAAGCAAACUAAGGAGUGGGAUUUGCUCCAACGGCAGUUGAAGAACUGCAAGAGCAAGGCGGAUCGCGAGGCUCUGUUGAAGAAGAACGCUCAUAUCACAAAGCCGGUCGAAUACAGGGUUAAGUUUAACCUCAAGGGCCAGGGGCAAGAUGAUCGUCUCGGGGGGCUGGGGCUUCGGGAUGUUUCCUUCUCCUACUCUGGGAAGACACCGUUCAUCCUCAACCAUGUCGAAUUCGGUGUUGAUUGCACCUCGAGAAUCGCAGUAGUUGGUGCUAACGGCUCGGGCAAGUCCACUUUCCUCAAACUUCUCACUUCUGAGCUGGAGCCUACUGAGGGCGAGAUCAUGGCCAACCACGGCCUCAGGGUGGAGCUCUUCUCCCAGCAUUUUGAGGAAAAGUUGGACCUUGCGCUCACUCCAGUAGAGCAAAUACUGCAAGUCGGACGAGGCCUUCCUGGUGCAGAAGCAGUGAAGACCCCCGAAAAGGCCCGGCAGAUCUUGGGUCGUUACGGCCUGCCGUCUGAGUCACACGUGAAACAUAUUGGUAAUCUGUCUGGUGGGCAGAAGGCUCGUGUAGCGUUCGCCCUCCUGGGCCUGCGAGCGCCCCAUCUUCUCAUUCUCGAUGAGCCUACGAACCAUUUGGAUAUCGAGACCGUGGAGGCUCUCAUUGACAGCUUGGAGGAAUACGAUGGGGGCGUGGUCGUGGUUUCCCAUGAUGCCAGGCUGAUCAAGAGUUUAGAUUGCGAGAUGUGGAUUUGUUCUGAUGGUACGGUAUGGCGAUUCGGGGGGAAUUUCGACAAGUACCGAAAUAGAGUAUUGGCUGAAGUUGAGGCUCGCGAGAGGAGAGUUGAACAGCAGAUGGAAGCGAAUAGGAAGUCUAAGCUGGAGAGGCAUGCGGCACGGUUGGGCCGGAAGAGGGCGGAAAGCGCUCAUGUGGCCGCGGAGGCUCAGAAGAAGGCUGAGGCAGAGGCGGCUGCUGGUAGUAGUCAGCCGGCUAAGCUGGAGUUGACGGGGCCUAAGAACGGGAAGAAGGCAAAGCUGGGGAUAGCUGCGAUGAUGGAUGAGGCCCGCAAGAAGAGGAAGGAGGAGUCUAAGAAGAAAAGGAUGCAGGAGCAGAAGGAAAAGGAGGAGGAGGCUGCGUUGGCGACUAAAGCUGUAGUAGCUUCCGAGCCAAUCGUGAGCAAGGCUGAGAAGAACCGGUCGAAGGAGGUUGAGUCUGUUAGUGAGGAGGCUAGUGAUGAGGUUGAGGAGAAAAAGCAUCAUCGUCAUCAUCAUCACCAUCAUAAGGAUGAGAAGGAAAAGAAGGAGAAGAAGAAGUCGAAAAAGGACAAGGAGGGUGAUGAUAAGGAGGAGAAAAGGAAGAAAAAGAAGGAGAAAAAAGAAAAGAAAAGUAAACGGAAGGAAAAGGAAGAGGAGGCUGUUGUGGAGGAGGAAGAAGAGGAAGAGGAGGACAGCGACUUGGAUUUAGCAAUGUUUGCUGGGGGUAAGGCUCGACAGCAAGCCGCCGCCGCCGCUGAGGCUGAUGUUGAAUCCUCGGAUAGUGAGGAGGAUAGUGAUGAUGAUGAUGAUGAGGAUGCCUUCCUUGCUCAGUUCGCCAAGCAGAAUAAGAAAAAGAAGGGCCGACGAGCUCCUACCCCACCUCCUCCUGAGUCUGAUUCGGAUGAUGAAGAGGACGAUGAAGAGGACGAUGAAGAGGACGAUGAAGAUCCUUUUCUUGCCCAAUUCGCCAAGAAGAACAAUAGUCGGGGAGGUCGAAAGGUUGCUACGGAGGAAUCUGAUGAUGACGAGGACUCGGCCGCUGCCGUUGUUGAGUUCAAGCACGAAGAGGUUGUUGAUGAUAAGCCCAGCAAGGGCAAGUCGAAGGGGCGUAGGAGGCGAUAAGCUCAUGCGGCUUUCUUAUAUCCACUGACUGCUCUGCUACUAAUGUAUCCAUC
Messenger RNA from Perkinsus marinus ATCC 50983, 3530 nucleotides. Its product is annotated as ABC transporter, putative. Bases 1 to 3477 code for a protein of 1158 amino acids. Gene Ontology annotation, molecular function: ATP hydrolysis activity; ATP binding. The transcript has 17 exons. Lineage: Eukaryota; Perkinsozoa; Perkinsida; Perkinsidae. The record is from RefSeq and is a predicted model, not a curated record.